Pseudovirgaria hyperparasitica is the source of this 1057-nucleotide messenger RNA. RefSeq names its product UbiA prenyltransferase. Gene Ontology annotation, molecular function: 4-hydroxybenzoate polyprenyltransferase activity. The transcript has a single exon. Gene Ontology annotation, biological process: ubiquinone biosynthetic process. Gene Ontology annotation, cellular component: mitochondrial inner membrane. Bases 1 to 981 code for a protein of 326 amino acids. NCBI's taxonomy places the organism in Eukaryota, Fungi, Ascomycota, Dothideomycetes, Acrospermales, Acrospermaceae. The record is from RefSeq and is a predicted model, not a curated record.
AUGAGUAUCACGCCCAAGACGAAAGCUAUGACUACCAGAGAAAGGAAGCUUAAGGGUCCAUCUUCAAAGACGUACUCAGCCUUGGGACCCUACCUUCAGCUCAUGCGUGUCGACAAACCAGCUGGCUUGUACGCAAUCUACCUCCCAUUCGUCUACGGCCUCUUGCAUGGUGCAACAAUAUCACAUCCGCAGCAGGCUCCGUCCCCCCUGCGUGUCGUCUUCCUUGCUCUUGUCUUUCUCGUUGGGAGCAUAUUGUCGCGCGCCGCAGCUUGCACAUGGAAUGACUAUGUCGACCAAGACUUCGAUCGACUUGUGGCACGAACACGUAAACGGCCCAUUGCCCGCGGCGCAGUGUCCAACACCCAGGCUCUUCUCUUCAUGGCAGCGAGCGCCAUAGUUGCGGUCACGUUACUGAUGCUCUUGGCUCCUGCUGCUCGUAUAUACGCGUUGCCAAUUACAGUCCUGUCGACGCUGUACCCGUUUGCCAAACGGUUUACAAAUUAUCCACAACUGGUUCUUGGCUUCCCCUUUGCACUGGCCGUGCCUAUGGCAAGCAGUGCUGCGGGCAACAUCGACUAUGGCAAGCUGCAUUGGUUUGCCGGUGAAACCUUGUCGAUGGUCUCUUUCUUCACCGCGAUCAUCGUUUGGACCAUAUUGUACGACACGAUUUACGCAUUUCAGGAUUUGAAAGAUGACGUCAAGGCAGGGGUCAAGUCGACCGCCGUACGCUUCUCGGCCAGGCCAAAGAUUAUGCUGUCGAUUUUAGGAACAAUUCAGGUCUGCCUACUCUUCAUGGCAGGCUAUUAUGCUCAGUAUAACCUUGGAUAUUAUCUCACCACAUGUGCUGGUUGCGCGAUUGGUCUGGCUUGGAUGAUCUAUCGAGUAGACCUGGGUAGUCCGGAAAGCUGUGGGUCCUGGUUCAAAGCAAAUUUCUGGAUUGUAGGAUGUCCAUUGGGUGCAGGACUGUUACUUACUUACUAAGAAGAUCUUUUCCUGGGGUAAGGGGAUGUGAUUGAUUGGGCUGGUGCAUUUAAUCUCACGCUACUGUAUAAUGUUG